Messenger RNA from Hydra vulgaris (swiftwater hydra), 1359 nucleotides. The record is from RefSeq and is a predicted model, not a curated record. NCBI's taxonomy places the organism in Eukaryota, Metazoa, Cnidaria, Hydrozoa, Anthoathecata, Hydridae.
AUAUGUUACAUAAAAAAGAAGAUUAAUGCUUCAAUUUAAAACUUUGCUUUUGAAUGUAUUGUUAACUAAUAGUAUCUGUUGUCAAUUUUAUUAUGACACAACAUACAAAUCAGAUAAUUCAUUGGUUUAUUCCUUGCAAAAGACUUAUCCUGCUGCACAUUAUGAAGCCUUUUUGAGAUAUCCAACAUCUUCAUCUGCAAUGAGUACUCUAGUUCCAUCCUCAAUUGCAUUGAGUGUUCCAUCUACAUCUGCAAUAAUUGUUACAUCUUCAGCUGCUACAAGUGAAUUAUUGGUUCAUAAAAAAGUGGAGCUAUGUUUGCGGAUGAAGUGAAACAAGAUUGAUUUUACAUAUGAUGCCUAUAGACGGCUCUGGCUUCCUUCACGUGGUGUCUAUUGUUAAAAAUGAUUUAUUUAGUUUCAUUAUUGGAAUUUUAAAUAAUAUCAUUUACUAAAAGCCAAGACAUAAAUUUAUAUAUUUUGUAUUUUAAAACUUUUUAAAAUAUAAGUUUUAAAACUUUGGUUAAUUUUUACGGUGGAUACUCAAACUUGCAUCUUGUAAUGUGGUAAGAUUAGUAAAUUUAUGUCUCUCUUUUUACACAAUUUAAAGACAUUUUUGAAAUUUUUAUUGACAUUUUUUUAAAGUUUAAAUAAGAGGAGGGGGGCGUUGGGUGUGGCACACACCCCUCUCCUCACUAACAUGGUAAAAUAAUCUUGAAUACUAAUUUCUCUUUUUAAAUAAACUCAGUUUAAAACCAUUUUUCAAAUAUCUUUUAACAUUUUUUUUUUAGGUUGGAGAAGGCUGAGAGGAAGGUAGGGGGUGCUAAGGGUGGCAUCGUCCCGCCCCUAAUUUCAAUUUAUGCACCACUUGUAUAUGCUGUUAUGUAAAAAAAUAUAGUUUAAACUUUUUAACACAAAAUAUAAUGUGUUAAAAAGUUAUUUUUUAGGUUCAAAUAUUUAUAAGAUGGUAACAUUUCACUACGAGGGUGUUAAAACGUAACAAAGACAUCCACCCUUUAAUCUAAAAUAUACCACUAAUAUUUGGAAAUGUAAUGGAAGCAAAUAUACUGUUAAUAUAAUUUAACCAAUAUAAUAAAAAGUGUCAAGCAAAAUAACAACUUCAGAAAAAGUUUUUUAUAUUUCUAAAAAGAUAUUUAGCAAAAUACUACAAAAAACACACUUCUAUAUUGAUGAUAAUAAUUGGAUUGUUGGCAGGAAAAUAAAAAUGGCAGGCGUGUUUGAAAAGAUAAAUUAUUGAUUUAAUAAUCUUUGAAUAAUUAGAGAAGUCUCAGUAAUUUCUUUUAUAAAUAAAUAUAUACUAUCAGAAAAAGAACUACUAAUCUGAAAUUAAAUAAAAAAUAG